Messenger RNA from Bufo bufo (common toad), 745 nucleotides. It is a transcript of the gene NPC2, whose product is annotated as NPC intracellular cholesterol transporter 2. The coding region runs from base 124 to 573 and encodes 149 amino acids. The record is from RefSeq and is a predicted model, not a curated record. Gene Ontology annotation, molecular function: sterol binding. Lineage: Eukaryota; Metazoa; Chordata; Amphibia; Anura; Bufonidae. The transcript has 5 exons. Gene Ontology annotation, biological process: intracellular cholesterol transport.
CGCCCCUACAUGAAUCAUCACGUGACGUCAGGGAAAUAAUGCGGAAGGGCGGAACAUCCGGGAAUCACAAGAUCUGAGUCUGGAAGAGAAGUGACCCGGAGCGGGCGGCGGACAGUUGCAGUCAUGUCGCUGAGCGCUCUGGCUGUUGCGCUGCUCUGCGUCGCUGUCGUGGCCGGUGAGCCUCUUGUGUACAAGGACUGUGGCUGUCAGCAGGGAAAGCUGAUCUCCGUGGACGUGUCUCCUUGCCCUAAACAGCCGUGUCCCCUUGUGCGUGGCAGCACCUACACCAUUAAUGUGACCUUCACAAGCGAGGAGGCCACCCCCAGCUGCAGCGCCAUCGUCCACGGCAAGAUAGCGGGCAUACCAGUGCCAUUCCCGCUCCCAGAGUCAGAUGGUUGCAAGAGUGGACUUUCCUGCCCCUUAAAGAGUGGAGAGGGCUACACGUAUGUCACCAAGAUGGACGUCAAGCCGCAGUACCCCAAGAUGAAGCUGGUGGUGAAGUGGGAGCUGCGCGACGCCAACAACAUGGACCUAUUCUGCUGGGAGAUUCCGGUGGAGAUCACGGACGGCUGAGCCCAUCCCCCACCUGUCAUUAACCCUUCCCCCGCUGCUGACUGCCGUGCAGUUCUAACAUCCAAUCACAAUGAAGAAAACUAAACGUUUUUGAUAAUUUUUUUAAUAAAAGCUUUUCAGUUGAUUUCCCUGCGAGCACUGACCCCGACACCAAUAAAGUAUUCUCAGCCUC